Saprolegnia parasitica CBS 223.65 is the source of this 1416-nucleotide messenger RNA. RefSeq lists its product as hypothetical. The transcript has 8 exons. Gene Ontology annotation, molecular function: tetrahydrofolylpolyglutamate synthase activity; ATP binding; dihydrofolate synthase activity. The record is from RefSeq and is a predicted model, not a curated record. Bases 39 to 1364 code for a protein of 441 amino acids. Gene Ontology annotation, biological process: folic acid-containing compound biosynthetic process. Gene Ontology annotation, cellular component: cytoplasm; cytosol; mitochondrion. Lineage: Eukaryota; Oomycota; Saprolegniomycetes; Saprolegniales; Saprolegniaceae.
GCUCGUUUGACUGUGGUGCUCGAAGAAAGGACGAGAAGAUGACCGCGUACGACGUGCUGCUGAAGCGGCUCCUGGGCGUCAACCAGUUCUCGGCGGCCGUCAAGAUGGGCCUGCGCAACUCGGUCGCGCUGCACGAUGCCCUCGGGCAGCCGGCGACGCGGUUUGACACGGUGCACGUCGCCGGGACCAACGGCAAGGGAUCCGUCUCAUGGAAGCUCGCAAAGGCGCUGCAAGCAUCGGGCUUCAAGACCGGCCUCUUUGUCUCGCCCCACGUCGCGUGCUUCCGGGAGCGUAUCCAGAUCAACGGCGAGCUCAUUUCGGAAGCCGACGUCGAGGCGCACCUGCCGACGCUGUUUGCACUCACCGAGGACGAGGGCAUUCCCGCCACGUUCUUUGAGCUCACGACGAUGCUAGCGCUGCAGCACUUUGCCGCGCAAGACGUCGACUGCGUCGUGCUAGAAACCGGCCUCGGCGGCCGCCUCGACGCGACCAACAUUGUGACACCCGUCCUCUCGGUCAUCACAUCGAUCGGGCUCGACCACACGCGUAUUCUGGGCAGCACGAUCCCUGAAAUCGCGCGCGAGAAGGCCGGCAUCAUGAAGCCCCACGUCCCCGUUGUUGUCGGGCCGCAAUCGCCCCAGCACAUCAUGCGGCAGCACGCGCGCGAGGCGCAGAGUCCGAUCGUCUGCGUGGCGGCGACACCGGCCCACGCAAAAGACUACAACGCCGAGAACGCGGAUAUUGCGUUGGCGGCGGCCAUGCAGCUCAACAUCCUCCACGGCCAGCACAAGACCAAGCUGACGCUCGACACAACGUCCAGUGCGGUGGCCAAGUGCUUGGCGUCGCGACCGCCAUGCCGCUUUGAAGUCGUCGAAACCAAGCAGGCCACCGUCGUCCUGGACGUCGCCCACAAUCUACCAGCCUUUGAGAAGCUCCUCGACCUCCUGGAGCUGCGGUACCCGGACCAAAGUCUCCGCUUCGUCUGUGGCUUCUCCGCCGACAAGGACAUGGCGCACGUCACCGACCUCAUCACGGCCAAGACGACAGCGCGCAAGGUGCAUUUCGUGCAAGGCUACCACCCGCGCUGCGCCACCAUGACGGAGAUUCAGGCCGCACUGCACAACUCGGCGACGCAGUCUGGCUUCCACUUCCACGACGGCGAACACAGCGUUGCGAAUGGCGUCUCGGCCGCGAUGCAUGCCGCGGCCGUCGACAAGGACGUGGUCGUCGUCUGCGGCAGCGUCUUCAUCAUGGCCGAGGCCCGCGCCGCGCUCGGGUUUUGCGAGCCCCAUGACAGUGACGAGCUCAAGGCGGUUGCCGGCGCCGGCGUCAAGACCGCGGUCCAGCGCAUGGAAAACCCGUAAGUGUCUUCUUGUGUACACACAUGUACAAUGUAGAUAUUGUCUUCUUCAUGCA